Molecule: messenger RNA, 2346 nt
Organism: Penaeus chinensis
Lineage: Eukaryota; Metazoa; Arthropoda; Malacostraca; Decapoda; Penaeidae
Product: hemocyanin F chain-like
Exons: 20
Coding region: 37-2325 (762 amino acids)
Molecular function (GO): oxidoreductase activity
Source: RefSeq, a predicted model, not a curated record
UCUCAAGGCCAUCGCUUGAGGUCAUUAUGCAGGUAAAUGCUUCUGUUUGCGUCACAAGCCACAGCAAGCAAGUCAGCUUUAAACCCAUUAACCGUGGGUGUCACAGGGAGACCUAAAGCACGGCUAUCCACACCAAGGAUGAAGUUAUUCACAUUCUUGACACUGCCGAUGAUGCAUGUCUUAUGGGUUUCUUAUACUUUGUUUCAAGAUGUGGAAGGCAACAUAAUGGCAAGCAAUGUUACAAACUCCAGUAUAAAAGACGAACAAGCGAUUAGGGCAAUACUCCAAAUGCUGACAAACCCACACACUCCAACAAGCGUUCUUUCAAACCGCUUCCAUUGGGUGAGACCAGCUCACCUUCGCUUCGACCCCGACAAGAAACAGUUACGGAAUUUGGACACGGGGAAAGCAGUGGACUUGGGGAAUACCACGGUGAUCGGGAAGAAGGAUCAGUUCGUGUGGUAUAAAAAGGACCAUCGCAAGGCAGUUGUUGAACUCAUUGGGAAGUUGGAAAGUCAGUUUGAUGAUUUCCAACACGUCAAAAUACCUUCCAUUGCCCAAGUGUUGCCAGAACUUUUCUUUCCUGAAGUUGUCUUAAAUUCAAAACAAGAAGACAAUAAUAAACAGUGGAAAGAGCGUCCUCUCAAGCGAACACGCAGACAGGUGUUUCCACAUUUCCCUCAUUUGUCGCCUCAGUUAUUCCCCGGGGCGUUUCCUCAACCCUUUUUCAGCGCAGGAGAAGCACCGAAUCCUGAACAACAGAUCUGGUCUCAACCUGUACAUCAACAGCUGAAAAUAACACAUCGCCACCCACUCUUCGUCGAAUGGCACCUUGGCGAGCACAGAACCAACGUCGCGUCCGAGCAUGAGCUGGCCUACUGGAGAGAGGACUUCUUGCUCAAUGGGCACCACUGGCACUGGCACCUCGUCCACCAACUCGGGCGCCCCUCGGUCAGGAGGCACAGGAAGGGCGAGCAGUUUUAUUACAUGCACCGGAAUAUGGUGGUGAGAUACAAUUGGGAACGACUAAGUCUUGGUAUGGAUUUAGUUGAAGCCUACGAGGAUCUCAGAACACCCAUUCGAGAAGGAUACUCCCCAAGGUUCAAUGGAGGAACAGGGGAGAAAUGGGGAGCUAGAGAGCCCAACACGCAGCCGCAGAUGACCUUCUGCAUCCUUUCGCAUCACUCACCAUCACCUCUAACACCACUAGCAUCACUCACCAUCACCUCUAACACCACCCUCUUCCCCCCGUCUUCCCGACAGCGAGACGGGAUCGAGAUCGCAAUGCGCGACGUAGACAUCCCGAUGGGCGGCCGACUGGGCAUCGACAUCCUAGGCGAUGCCAUGGAAUCCGACUGGCUCACGAGCGACAACUACCGGUUCUAUGGCGACUACCACAACUUCGGCCAUUACAUAAUCAGCGCUGCGCAUGAUCCGGAAGGGUUAUUAAACGAACCGCUGGGUAUAAUGUCGGAGCCUGUGACGGCAAUCCGGGAUCCCAUUUUCUUCCGAUGGCACAAACAUAUCGACGACUUGUUUGAAACGUAUAAAGUCUCCCAGAGGCCUUAUUCGAAGUUCGAGCUUUCCCUCCCUGGCGUGGAACUCGUCAACGCAGGCCUGGUGGAUUCGUCUUCAGAACCCUACGUCCUGCACACCUUCUUCAGAACCUCUGUGUACAAUGCGCGUUUCGGCGUAGACUUUAUGAAAGAGGAGAGUGAUACUGACUACACGCCUGUUGUUGUGAGAAUAAGGCACCUUGACCAUCGACCUUUCUCGUAUUUGUUUCAGAUCCACAACCAACUACCAACGAGGAAAACCGUUGUGGUGCGCAUCUUCAUGGCUCCCAAAGAGGACAAUUGGGGUCAACCUAUGACCUUUUCCCAGCAGCGUCGCCAAUGGGGAGAGAUGGAUGUGUUUAGUGUCGACCUUGUCCCCGGUCAUAACUCGGUCACAAGAUUGUCACGGCAGAGCAGUAUCUUGGGUCGAGAAAGGUUUGCCAAGAGAGGUCAGCCCGGAAGCGACUUCUUCGACUACUUCGGCUGUGGUUGGCCUCCUCACCUGCUGUUACCAAGAGGAACGAGGUCUGGUAUGAAAUUCCAGGUCUUUAUGAUGCUUACGGACGCCGACCAAGACCUGAUCAGCACCAGCCGUGUCCCCAGGAACUCCUUCUGCGUGCCCCCUCAGGAGAACUUCCAAGACAGAAGGCCGAUGGGCUUUCCCUUAGACCGCACAAUGAAGCUGGGCAAUUCCUUACCCAUCGAGGAAUUGUUCGAGGACUACCCCAAUGUCCUUGUCGUCGAGGUCGAAGUGAGGCACGUCGAGUGAACGCUGAAGGAACGUCGUGGG